AGUAAACGUAAAUAAAUCGCUGCUAUUGCAAACCUAACGACCUAACGCCGAACCACAACGACUACAAUAACGAAAAGAACAAAAAUCUCUGAAAGAAACCAGAAUAGGCCCAGUGAACCACAACAUCUGGUAAACGCCAAACAGCAAUCAUUAAUCACUUAUAAAUCUACAAACAACCACAUGCCAGGCAACAUGCUGACGGACAACAACAGCCGCAGUUGCAACGGUACUUUCGCCUCCUCCGCGCUACCCAUGUCAAGCAUUUCCGCUACCGCUAUGCAAAAUAUUCUCAAGGAGGACGACACUGAUCAAGAAGACGGCGAGGAUGAAGACGAUGACGAAGAUGAAGAUGAGAAUGAAAUAGAAGAUGAUGCCACGGUAAGCUAUUGAAACAACAAUCAACAGAACAAUAUUUGUAUGCAUGAAUAUCGAACAGUGAAUUUAAGACGUCCAAUGCU
Messenger RNA from Rhagoletis pomonella (apple maggot), 458 nucleotides. Its product is annotated as E3 ubiquitin-protein ligase RNF34-like. The transcript has 2 exons. NCBI's taxonomy places the organism in Eukaryota, Metazoa, Arthropoda, Insecta, Diptera, Tephritidae. The coding region runs from base 181 to 390 and encodes 69 amino acids. The record is from RefSeq and is a predicted model, not a curated record.